Molecule: messenger RNA, 1191 nt
Organism: Pyrenophora tritici-repentis Pt-1C-BFP
Lineage: Eukaryota; Fungi; Ascomycota; Dothideomycetes; Pleosporales; Pleosporaceae
Product: zf-RING-2 multi-domain protein
Source: RefSeq, a predicted model, not a curated record
AUGCUCGGUUUCGGCAACGGUGGUGGGCGUCGUGCGCCUUUCACAGGCGGCCUCUGGGGCUCCAAUCCAUUCCGCCGCAGCGGUAGGGGUGGCACUACAUCUCAGCCUCCGCCUCAGCAUGCCAACCUCCCGACGCUCGGAGAAUAUGGCUACGUCGGCGAAGACCAUCCCGAAGGUCAGCCCUCCUACGGUGCGAUGCGGCCAGGAAUGGGUGCCUACGAUGGCGGCAAUACCCCGAUGGGUCCGAACAUCUCUCACACCUCUUACCAAGAGUCUGAUGGAAACGUUCAUGGGUAUCGCUACCGUCCAGGCGGUCCAUAUAGCAGCCCCAUGCAUGCCUUUCAGAUGUACCUGGCGUCAAGCGGUGAAUGUCCACCAGUCGGUGGUCGAUUUUCUGCAUAUCUCGCGGGCGAUGUUCCAGGACCUUUCAUGUCAGUUUUCCCGACAGGUGCCAAUUCUGUCCGUGGCCUCAACGGUCGUGAAGGCCCUAUUGGCUUUUCUGGCCAGGAGCGCGGUCUUCAGCCUGACGGAGCGUUUGCUUUCGAACUCCAGCCUGCGCCGCUUCCGCGCGACAAUGGCUUGUCGGAAGAAAACGCGAUGGUCAUAGCCGACUUCAUACAGCAGCAUACCCAGCCUAUUGGUGAGGGCGGCACGAAUGCUCCUCCAAACUCUGAAUGCCCAAUCUGCCUAGAGCCACCAUCCCUCUCGCACCUUUGUGUUCAGAUCAAGGGCAUUUCGGGGUGCAAUCACAUGAUCGGUCGCGACUGCCUCAAGGAGUUGUUGACUCACGACUCUGAUGAGAAGAAGGAGUGUCCCCUUUGCCGUGCGGAAUUCCUUGCUUCAAACUACAUCGAGCAGGGCUCCGACGAGUGGAAUUCGUUGGCGCAGGGGCGCGGUGGUCCAGCUCGCGGUUCUUCCAGGAUGCCUGCUGGCUACGGCGGUGAUCCUUUCGGGUAUGCUGCUCCUCGUGGUCCUCCUCGCGGUUCCCCGGGCGGCAUGUCCAAUAUCCGUGGCUUGGACGAUGUGGGCAUGGAUGGACAGGGCGGUGGUCCUCCAAUAGCGCGCGGCCAGGGCAACUUCAUCGGUAGCGGUCAGCGUCUUGGAGGUCCUCAGUCGGGCUACUAUCAGCAGCAGGUCGCGCCCAACUACGGCGGAGGCAUGGAACACUAUGGUGGCGCGGGCCGUCUAUAG